CCUGGAGUUUCCUUCUGAUGAGUCGUCCCUGUUUUGUGACAGCUCCACGCCCAUCUCCAGACUCCAGGGCCAAAUCACUUGGCUCCGCCCACAGGUCAGACGCAGUCCAGGGGCGCAAGACGACUGUCAAUGUCCUACCCUGAGAUCUGCCAAUCACCGGUUUUAUUUCCUCACAACAUCCAUCUGAGUCAUGCCAAGCAAGGCUUGUUGGGAGAUUGUUGGUUUCUGUGUGCAUGCUCGGUGCUGCUCAAGAACAAACAUCUUCUGGACAGGGUAUUUCCUCGGCACCAGCCCUUGUGGAGCGACAGCAACUACAGAGGCUCUUUUUACUUUCACUUUUGGGAGAUGGGACACUGGACAGAGGUGACCAUCGAUGACCGCCUGCCUUGUGUCGAUUCGGCUCUCUGCUUCUCCCACUGCCACGCCCCCUCUGCCUUCUGGGUGGCUCUGCUGGAAAAAGCAUAUGCCAAACAUCGCGGCUCAUACGAGCGACUGUGGGCCGGGCAGGUGUCUGAGGCCUUGGUGGACUUAACCGGAGGUCUUGCAGAGUGUUGGAGCUGGUCUCGCUUUGGUUCAGAGGAGGAGCAGCACACAUCAGAGAAGAACCACGACCAGACCAUGAAGAAAAGGCUGAAACUGGACCUCAUCUAUCCACUGAGAGCCACUUGUGCACUCAGUUGCUCCACUCAAAGCAUCCCAGGAGGCAACGAGCUGGGUCAGCACCAUGCCAUGGCUGUGGUAGAGUGGCUGGAUGUGAAGACGCUAGCAGGAAGCCCGGUGCGACUGUUCAGAAUCACAAACCCAUGGGGGAGGUGCUGCUGGGGCGGAGCCUGGACAGAGGGCGGUUCGGGAUGGCAUUUGCUGGAUUCAGUUGAUGCUUUGGACAUUCAAGCCAGGACGGCUCAGGGUGAAUUCUGGCUGGAUGAGACUGAAUUUUUCUCCCAGUUUGAUGAUGUCACAGUAGGCUACCCUAUCACUGAGGAAGGGCACCUGCAAAGUAUCUACACUGGAAACCUUCUGCCUCACCGCCAUCACCUGGCCGGUCGCUGGGUAAAGGGCCUCUCAUCCGGUGGAAGUCGCAACAGCAGCAUCUACGGCACUAACCCAAAGUUCUGGCUCAAGAUGUGCGAAAAAGGCGAGGUUAUCGUAUCUCUGCUGCAGCACGGGAAGCCAAGACACUUUGCAAACACGGAAGACGACGUGAGGCGCCAGCAGUGCCAAGCCAUUGCGUUACACAUGUGGAAGGUGGAGAAGAAACGUUUGAAUCUGAGCCAUACUUUGAACAAAGCGCCAUGUGCUUCUACUCACUGCCACGCCCACCAGAGGGAGGUGCUGCUCCACGGGCUACUGGAGCCCGGACACUACCUUGUGAUCCCCAGCACCUACCGACCAGGAGCGGAGGCCCGCUUCCUCAUCAGGGUCUUCUCCUCCUCUACCUCAUCCGUCAGUGCCCUGAAGAACCCGGCACCUCUCCUGCCAUCAAUUACAAACGGAGAGUGGGAGACCAAUCACUUCCGGGGCUCGUGGGUGGAGGGAAGGUCCGCCGGCGGAAGCAGGAACUUCCCAUCCCACAUCCACAAUCCUCACUUCCCAUUUACCGUUUGCGACGAGCCGAUUUUGCCGGGCCUCAACGUGAAGGUGAACCUGCGCCAGAACCGUGCCGACGCUGAUCUGCUCCCCAUCGGCUUUCAUAUUUAUAAGAUACCAGCCGGGGAGCAAAAUCAUUCCAUCCCCAGUGAGGACCCCAUCGCCAGUUGUGUUCCCCACUGCUACACUCAGGAUGUCAGCUUGUCCUGCGCUCUUCCACGUGGAGCUUAUCUCAUCGUGCCAUCCACAUACCAGCCGAACUGCGCCGCAGACUUCACCAUCAGCCUUGCAAGGAGAAUCCACAGGAGAGUUAUGAAAAGCCAGGAGAAGCUGGGAAGAGCCAUUCAGGAGGUGUCUCACAUCGCUGUGAUGCAAAGCUAGCCGUCUUUGCCGCUUCACUGACGUCGGUCGGAUGAUGAAAGGACUCCCCCCCCCUGCCCUCCCCACAGAAACUUGUGUGUGUGUGUGUUGCACAUGACUUAGUGAGAAUGUGUGAGUUGUGGGAUGGGAGCUUCCCUUCAUCCCCAAAAGCUGAAUCUCUGGACCGAUGGGCAGCAAGGCACUCAUUGGCCAUUAGGACAUCAGAGGUUGUCGGUGGGCUGGGCUGCUAAUGAACUAUGACGGGACUGGCUGGUGUAAACAAACAGCCGCCAUUGAAAAAGCCGCCACUGCUGUUGCUCAUUCAGUCAGUGAUGCGCCCGCCGGACCUGAACAAAGGCUCCUCUCAUGAAGGUCCUCACAGAAGCGCUGCGGGCAAGGGGUGAGGGGUUGCUCUGCCACCACUGAGCCAACCAAACUGCACCGCCACAUAACCGUGCCAUACCAAGCCAGGGUUGUCUACCAAUCCACCUCCACGAAAGCAAUGAAAUGCUUUCCGGACGUUCACACUGUCAGCAACAUCCAUACAGCAGGAUGUGAUGUCUGAAGCCAUCCACAACCUCCAGCUCCCUUUUCCGUCCCCCCUCGGACCACCGCUCUGACCCAAACAGAGCCCCCCGAAGUGGCGGCGAGAGCAGAUGACGAGCAGCGAGAUGUGAGGGAUGAAACAAGAGCUGCGGCACAUCAGAGGAGGUCGGCCCGUGUGAUGAGGGUGCCAAUUGGUUUUGUGUUGAGGCUGUGCGCCUUUGGCAGCCGGUUUGCCUCUUGCUCAUCCACCAUAUCUGUCCUUUUGAUGAUUGACUGACUGGGAGACAGUGCCAAGUUAAAGAAUAAAAGGAGAGUUGUGUUGUA
Molecule: messenger RNA, 2817 nt
Organism: Syngnathus typhle (broad-nosed pipefish)
Lineage: Eukaryota; Metazoa; Chordata; Actinopteri; Syngnathiformes; Syngnathidae
Gene: capn10
Product: calpain 10
Exons: 12
Coding region: 130-1968 (612 amino acids)
Biological process (GO): proteolysis
Cellular component (GO): cytoplasm
Molecular function (GO): calcium-dependent cysteine-type endopeptidase activity
Source: RefSeq, a predicted model, not a curated record